This is a messenger RNA of Gorilla gorilla gorilla (western lowland gorilla), 2251 nucleotides long. RefSeq names its product sodium voltage-gated channel beta subunit 2 (gene SCN2B). Lineage: Eukaryota; Metazoa; Chordata; Mammalia; Primates; Hominidae. The coding region runs from base 215 to 862 and encodes 215 amino acids. The transcript has 4 exons. Gene Ontology annotation, cellular component: plasma membrane; voltage-gated sodium channel complex. The record is from RefSeq and is a predicted model, not a curated record. Gene Ontology annotation, biological process: membrane depolarization during cardiac muscle cell action potential; regulation of sodium ion transmembrane transporter activity; cardiac muscle cell action potential involved in contraction. Gene Ontology annotation, molecular function: sodium channel regulator activity.
UCCUUUACACACUCCCUCUCUCUCUCUUUUUAGCAGCAACAUACAAGCCGGCCAUAUUAGAGAGAUGGAAAUAAAGCUUCCUUAAUGUUGUAUAUGUCUUUGAAGUACAUCCGUGCAUUUUUUUUUAGCAUCCAACCAUUCCUCCCUUGUAGUCCUCGCCCCCUCAAAUCACCCUCUCCCGUAGCCCACCCGACUAACAUCUCAGUCUCUGAAAAUGCACAGAGAUGCCUGGCUACCUCGCCCUGCCUUCAGCCUCACGGGGCUCAGUCUCUUUUUCUCUUUGGUGCCACCAGGACGGAGCAUGGAGGUCACAGUACCUGCCACCCUCAACGUCCUCAAUGGCUCUGACGCCCGCCUGCCCUGCACCUUCAACUCCUGCUAUACAGUGAACCACAAACAGUUCUCCCUGAACUGGACUUACCAGGAGUGCAACAACUGCUCUGAGGAGAUGUUCCUCCAGUUCCGCAUGAAGAUCAUUAACCUGAAGCUGGAGCGGUUUCAAGACCGCGUGGAGUUCUCGGGGAACCCCAGCAAGUACGACGUGUCGGUGAUGCUGAGAAACGUGCAGCCGGAGGAUGAGGGGAUUUACAACUGCUACAUCAUGAACCCCCCUGACCGCCACCGUGGCCAUGGCAAGAUCCAUCUGCAGGUCCUCAUGGAAGAGCCCCCUGAGCGGGACUCCACGGUGGCUGUGAUUGUGGGUGCCUCUGUCGGGGGCUUCCUGGCUGUGGUCAUCUUGGUGCUGAUGGUGGUCAAGUGUGUGAGGAGAAAAAAAGAGCAGAAGCUGAGCACAGAUGACCUGAAGACCGAGGAGGAGGGCAAGACGGACGGUGAAGGCAACCCGGAUGAUGGCGCCAAGUAGUGGGUGGCCGGCCCUGCAGCCUCCCGUGUCCCAUCUCCUCCCCUCUCUGCCCUGUACAGUGACCCUGCCUGCUCGCUCUUGGUGUGCUUCCCGUGACCUAGGACCCCAGGGCCCACCUGGGGCCUCCUGAACCCCUGACUUCGUAUCUCCCACCCUGCACCAAGAGUGACCCACUCUCUUCCAUCAGAGAAACCUGCCAUGCUCUGGGACGUGUGGGCCCUGGGGAGAGGAGAGAAAGGGCUCCCACCUGCCAGUCCCUGGGGGGUGGCAGGAGGCACAUGUGAGGGUCCCCAGAGAGAAGGGAGUGGGUGGGCAGGGGUAGAGGAGGGGGCCGCUGUCCACCUGCCCAGUGCUUGCCCUGGCAGUGGCUUCAGAGAGGACCUGGUGGGGAGGGAGGGCUUUCCUGUGCUGACAGAGCUCCCUCAGGAGGGCCUUGGCCUGGCACGGCUGUGCUCCUCCCCUGCUCCCAGCCCAGAGCAGCCAUCAGGCUGGAGGUGACGAAGAGUUCCUGAAACUUGGAGGGGCAUGUUAAAGGGAUGACUGUGCAUUCCAGGGCACCGAUGGAAAGCCAGGGCUGCAGGCAAAGCUGGACAUGUGCCCUGGCCCAGGAGGCCAUGUUGGGCCCUCGUUUCCAUUGCUAGUGGCCUCCUUGGGGCUCCCGUUGGCUCCUAAUCCCUUAGGACUGUGGAUGAGGCCAGACUGGAAGAGCAGCUCCAGGUAGGGGGCCAUGUUUCCCAGCGGGGACCCACCAACAGAGGCCAGUUUCAAAGUCAGCUGAGGGGCUGAGGGGUGGGGCUCCAUGGUGAAUGCAGGUUGCUGCAGGCUCUGCCUUCUCCAUGGGGUAACCACCCUCGCCUGGGCAGGGGCAGCCAAGGUUGGGAAAUGAGGAGGCCAUGCACAGGGUGGGGCAGCUUUCUUUGGGGCUUCAGUGAGAACUCUCCCAGUUGCCCUCGGUGGGGUUUCCACCUGGCUUUUGGCUACACAGAGGGAAGGGAAAGCCUGAGGCCGGCAUGAGGGGAGGCCUUGGAACCUGAGCCGCCAAUGCCAGCCCUGUCCCAUCUGCGGCCACGCUACUCGCUCCUCUCCCAAUAACUCCCUUCAUGGGGACAAAAGUGACAAUUGUAGGCCAGGCACAGUGGCUCACGCCUGUAAUCCCAGCACUUUGGGAGGCCAAGGCGGGUGGAUUACCUCCAUCUGUUUAGUAGAAAUGGGCAAAACCCCAUCUCUACUAAAAAUACAAGAAUUAGCUGGGCGUGGUGGCGUGUGCCUGUAAUCCCAGCUAUUUGGGAGGCUGAGGCAGGAGAAUCGCUUGAGCCCGGGAAGCGGAGGUUGCAGUGAACUGAGAUAGUGAUAGUGCCACUGCAAUUCAGCCUGGGUGACAUAGAGAGA